This is a messenger RNA of Sodiomyces alkalinus F11, 708 nucleotides long. Its product is annotated as pyrazinamidase/nicotinamidase. The transcript is spliced from 3 exons. Bases 1 to 708 code for a protein of 235 amino acids. The record is from RefSeq and is a predicted model, not a curated record. NCBI's taxonomy places the organism in Eukaryota, Fungi, Ascomycota, Sordariomycetes, Glomerellales, Plectosphaerellaceae.
AUGGGUGAGGACAAUUUCAAGCCGGCCCUUCUCGUGGUCGACUUUCAAGAGGAUUUCUGCCCUCCGAACGGCUCUCUCGCAGUACCAGACGGCCGGGCCAUCGCCCCGGUAGUCAACUCCCUCCUCAAGCUCCCGUUCGCGACCAAGAUCGCCACCAAGGACUGGCACCCAGCCUCCCACGUCUCCUUCGCGACGAACCACCCGGGCGCCUCACCCUUCCUGUCCACCACCACCAUCGCCAACCCGCACAACUCGGCCGAGAAGCUCGAGUCGCGCCUCUGGCCGGCGCACUGCGUGCAGGACACGCCCGGCGCGGCGCUGAUCCCCGAGCUGGAGGCCGACCUGCUCGACGCCGUGGUGGCGAAGGGCACGAGGCCGGAUAUCGAGAUGUACAGCGCUUUCUACGGCCCGUUUGAGGACCCGGGGCGCGUGGCGGAUUCGGGGCUCGCGGAAAGGCUGCGCGGGGCGGGCGUCACGGAUGUUUUUGUGGUGGGGUUGGCGGGCGACUACUGUGUCAAGUGCUCUGCGAUCGAUGCGGCGGCCGAGGGGUUCCGGACUGUGGUUGUCGAGGAGGGGACGAGGUGUGUUGACCCUGCUGCUUGGGACCGGGUGAAGGCUGAGUUGGCUGUGGCGGGCGUUCAGGUCGUGAGGUUUGAGGGGCCGGAGGUGGAGAGGCUACGAAUAGCACUUGCCGUUGGUUAUAUUUGA